This is a messenger RNA of Ailuropoda melanoleuca (giant panda), 1486 nucleotides long. RefSeq names its product membrane associated ring-CH-type finger 2 (gene MARCHF2). The record is from RefSeq and is a predicted model, not a curated record. Gene Ontology annotation, biological process: protein ubiquitination. Bases 372 to 1064 code for a protein of 230 amino acids. The transcript has 6 exons. Gene Ontology annotation, molecular function: zinc ion binding; ubiquitin-protein transferase activity. Lineage: Eukaryota; Metazoa; Chordata; Mammalia; Carnivora; Ursidae.
UGUGUGACUGCUCUGGCAGCCCUGCCUUCUCCAAAGUCGUGGAGGCCACUGGCCUUGGGCCUCCCCAGUACGUGGCGCAGGUGACUUCAAGGGAUGGCCGGCUCCUCUCAACUGUCAUCCGAGCCUUGGACACUUCAAGUAAUCUCUGUACCCAACGUGGGGCUCGAACUCAUGACCCCGGGAACAAGAAUCACAGGCUCCACUGACUGAGACAGCCAGCGCUCCUCCCCCUGAGUUUUGACACAGCUCGUCCCAAACCUGCCUAGGCUGAGAACCAGGGCGGAACCACGCUCCCAGAGAGAAGGCUGCUGUUUGUCCAAAGGGUCCUCAUCCUCUUGAGCCUUCGGCGCUCUGCCCACCAGUCCAAUUUCAUGAGCGAAGCCCAUUUCUCUUGUCCUGCCAUCUGGAACAGGCAGUGUAGCAUAGCCGCUAAGGGGGGCAUAGGCCCGGGAGCAAGACGUCCUGGGUUCACACCCCAGCUUCGCAGGCUACUAGCCGUCGAUGGUCCCUUCUGCCGGAUCUGCCACGAGGGAGCAAAUGGGGAGAGCCUGCUCUCUCCAUGCGGCUGCACUGGUACGCUGGGUGCCGUUCACAAGAGCUGUCUGGAGAGGUGGCUUUCCUCAUCCAACACCAGCUACUGCGAGCUGUGCCACACGGAGUUUGCUGUGGAGAAGCGGCCCCGGCCCCUCACAGAGUGGCUGAAGGACCCGGGGCCUCGGACAGAGAAGCGGACGCUGUGCUGUGACAUGGUAUGCUUCCUGUUCAUCACGCCACUGGCUGCCAUCUCGGGCUGGCUGUGCCUGCGCGGGGCCCAGGACCACCUCCGGCUCCACAGCCGGCUCGAGGCCGUGGGGCUCAUCGCACUCACCAUUGCCCUGUUCACCAUCUACGUCCUCUGGACGCUGGUCUCCUUCCGCUAUCACUGCCAGCUGUACUCCGAGUGGAGAAGGACCAACCAGAAAGUUCGCCUGAAGAUCCGGGAUGCAGAUGGCUCUGAGGGCGCCCAGCACUCCUCGCUGGCAGCUGGACUCCUGAAGAAGGCGGCCGAAGAGACACCUGUAUGAAGGCUGGGCCAGCAGGGCCAGAGGCAGCUGGUGACGCCCUGGUAUUUGGAAGGACGAAACCGCCCGACCCUUCCUGCACGGCCGGAAUGCUUCCUAGGGCAAGAGACACCAAGCGGAGCCGAUGUGAAGAUAUUUUCUAGUUGUUUUGCACACUGUGGUACAUGCGGACGGAUGGACGUGGUCCUGAGCUUCGGACAGAGCAGGCACCCUGAUCUCGUUCUGAGGUCCACCCGGCCCCUUGGGGGCUAGCAGCUGCAGUCAUAGGUGAACCAGGGCGCCCACGGGGCUGGGAGGUUCCGCAAGCUUCUUGUACUUCUCUGCACCUGGCAGGCUCACUUUCCUGGCACCCUUGACUUUAUAAAGUUGCACUGCGUUUCAAAAACCCACCCCGAAUGAAUAAAAGGAGCCCUUGCUGGACAAAA